UGACAUAUCUAGAAAAGUCGUAGGUAGCCGGGUGAAAACUGAAAAAAAUAUUUAUUGUCAUUUUGUUGUGAAAAAGAGCCUCUCGUUGAUUCUAUUUUUGUCUCAGAGAAAGCUUUUGCUUGCUGACUGCUAUUAAGAGUUAACGAAUUAAGAAAACAAACGCUUGAAGAAUGGGAGAUUCGAAAGAAAAUCCCGUUGUUGAGGCAGCGAAACCAAAAAUCAAACAUGACUGGUACCAAACAGAUGCAUUUGUAGUUGUAACAAUACUCAUUAAGAAUGCACCAAGCGAUAAAAUUAAAGUUUAUUAUGGGGAACGGAGUCUCUCAAUAUCAAGUCCACUGCCAAACACAGAUUCAGAAUACAGCCUCGAACUAGAGCUAGCGCAUGAAAUUAUACCAUCUAUGUGCACAUAUGUAGUUAGUCCGUCAAAAGUGGAGGUCAAAUUGAGGAAAAAGGAGGGGAUUCGGUGGACCGUGCUGGAGGGGGAGGGAAAUGAGGAGAAGGUUAAGGCCAUACCUCAAGCUGUUAUCGACGCGUCCGGGCCGCAGCAGCCGCCGAAAAUAUUCAGAAAAGACUGGGACAAAAUAGAAAAGGAUAUUAAGAAAAUGGAGGAAGAAGAAAAGCCAGAAGGAGAAGCGGCCCUCAACGCUUUAUUUCAGAAAAUAUACGGAGAAGGCUCCGAUGAAGUUAGACGAGCCAUGAAUAAGAGUUAUGUGGAAUCAGGUGGAACUGUUCUAAGCACAAACUGGAAUCAAGUGGCCAAAGAGAAGGUUGAAGUUAAACCACCAGAUGGACUUGAGUUCAAGAAGUGGGAUGAAUAAAUAUAUAAUUGUCUAUGGAAGAUUAAUAUGUUGAUAGAAGAUUGAAAAAAAAAAAAAUUUUUUUUUUAGAAGAUUGUAAUCUCUUUAAAUAAAAACGAAUCCCUAUUUCCCUUGGUCACGGCAUCAUGUUUUUAGUCAGUUAUACGACUAGCUGGUCUCAAACGCUUUUUGUUAAUUGUAAUAAUUACAUUUGUUUUUUCAGAAAUGUAUAAAAUAAUUAAGUCACUGAUAGCCUGUUUAACACUUUGUGGCGUAUAUUUUUACAAAGAUUAUUUGUAAUAUAACAGUCAAAUAAGGUAAAUAGAACUUAUCCAGAAGUAGAUUAUUAAAUAUAAUUUUUUUAUACUCAAUAGUUUUCCGUUCUUUUAAGUGAUAAAAAAGUUUCUUCAAGUAUUAUGAACAAUAUAAUUUGUUUUUCAACAUUUCGUGUUUUGAAUGAAAAAUAGAAAGAAAGAGACAGAACUAUAUAUUUUUAUCUUUGGUGCUGGACGCGUUAUUAUGUCCUUAAUGUUACUUCUAUUGUAAUAUCUUUCUAUUAUUCAUAUAAACUAUUCUUAUGUAUCUAAUUUUAAUUUAUUUUAUAUGAAAAAUGAAGAAAAUUUGUUUUUGUACAAGACUUUAUAUAUUGCAAAAUCUUCUAUCAACAUAUUAAUUGAAAAUAAUGUCAUUUGUUUUAUUUGAAGCGAAUUUGUGAAAUCUGUAAUCUACCUAUGCCUGAAACGUCUUUGAAUGUAGUUGUGUAUUUUGACUGCGCAAAGUUAAUUUUAAUGUAUUUAAUACUUAAUAUAAUACUUUUAAGUCA
Colias croceus (clouded yellow) is the source of this 1623-nucleotide messenger RNA. It is a transcript of the gene Sgt1, whose product is annotated as protein SGT1 homolog. The transcript is spliced from 6 exons. Gene Ontology annotation, biological process: protein stabilization. The record is from RefSeq and is a predicted model, not a curated record. Gene Ontology annotation, molecular function: protein-folding chaperone binding. Bases 171 to 821 code for a protein of 216 amino acids. NCBI's taxonomy places the organism in Eukaryota, Metazoa, Arthropoda, Insecta, Lepidoptera, Pieridae.